Molecule: messenger RNA, 5985 nt
Organism: Arctia plantaginis
Lineage: Eukaryota; Metazoa; Arthropoda; Insecta; Lepidoptera; Erebidae
Source: the annotation of a GenBank genome assembly
AUGGAAGAGCAGUUAUCCCAAAAUGACAAAAUUAUUUGGUCGUGUUGGGAAACAAAAACUCAAAAAGAUGUGGUCAGAGAGGCUGCUGCAAAAGGUACCCAUAUUCUCUUGGCGGUCAAAUUUCUGAUGCAGAAAAAUGGGUGGAGUGAAUCUACAGCAAGCGAUUGGUUUCAUACCGAGGUGAAAGCCUGGACAAUACAACUCCUUAUGAGAAAACAGAUUUUCAAAGUCUUGCAUGUACUCAAUAAAGUCAAAAUAAAUCCUGAAGAACACCUUAUGACUCUAGCCAAAGAUUCAGCACAAAUAGAGUAUAGGGAUUUUAUUGUUGAGCAUUUAGAAAAGAUCUCUAAAGAUAUGAGCAGUGAAAACUUGCAAGAUUACCUCCAUUUCAAAAGGCAUUGGAACCUUUUGAGGUACCUUGAAAAAUCAUUUGAGACUGAUGGCACAUUUAAACAGAAUAAAGUAUUUGGUUCAGGACAGAAUAGGAUAAUUGUAAACGAAAGUGAGAUUAAAGCUUUGACAAUUGAAAAAAUUGAAAAGUACUCUGAGCAAUGGAAAAGUAAAAUUGCUACAGUAUUAUUUUUCACUUGCUUUGAAUUUUCACUAUUAGACUUUUCGAACCCUGUUGAAAUGUGGCACUACUUAGUUGAAAAUAAUAAAGCAAUGAUAUUAGUCCGUUGGAUCAAUGUGCAACUUUCUGAAGUAGUCCGUGACAUGAAUGCCCGAUACAACUUCUUUAACAAUGAGGGAUUUGUGAGAAAAAUCUUAAAUGUAGAUACCAUUGGUUUUGGCACUCAGGUGCUAGAAGACCUGGAUGCAAUAUUCCGCAAAUGGUCUGUCACAAAUGAAAUGAUUGAAAGUGUAGCUACCAGCAACUGUUUCCAAUACACAAAGCUGUGUAUCUAUGACACACUGUGCUCUUAUGGAAUAGUCAGUGAGAGUGAACAAAACAACUUAUCCCAAAUAAUAUCGCGAUUGUCACGUACGCAAAACUUGAAACUUAUUGAUGAUAUUUUUACUGAACCCUGUUCCACCAUAAGCAGAGAACACUUUUACGUUGAGCUGGCCAAAUAUUGCGUAAAAAAUAAAUUAUAUAAAGUUCUAACUUUAUGUGUGGAGGGUAAUAUAUUGGAUACAGAUUUAUCCGAAGUUGAAAAAGAGCCAAAAGAGUGUAUAGAACUUUGGUUACUAUUCAAGAGCAUUGAGCAAACUUCGGAUAGACAAAGUCACGUGCUACCAGUCUAUAACACGUGUGUGCAGAUAGCAAACGAAAAUAUUGACGAUUAUGUUUCUUCUAAUCCUCACCUAGUUCUAGGAAUGAUACUUCUUGAAGACACCAAAAAAUUAUUUGAUAUAUUUUCUAAAGAAGACUUUUUACCGUUCAAAGAUUUUAAAUUGCCAAAUAAGAAAUAUAAAGAUAAAUUGACUCAUCUAUAUAAUGUUUAUAAAAAGUAUUCUGAUGUUAAUCAAACAUACGAGUUGAAAGACGUAAAUGUUUACCAAUUGCUGUCUGGUUACCGGGGACUAGAUGUAUCAAAAAUAUUUGAAUUUCAGCUCGUGAAUCAGAACACUAACAAUUUGCUAACUGAUAAACCAGAUAGAAGGAGUUUAGGAAGUCUGCUGUCAAGUGAUGUUGACGUAAAGGCCGCUAGUAUAAAAGCUUUAUCACAGCGAGCAAUGGAGAUGCCAGAUUUUGCUGACGAGAAACUCAUGAAGAAGUAUGGUUACGUGGCCAAAUUAAACCACGUUUAUUACUUAAAGCAGUACCGCCCGUGUAAUGCGAGUCAAGCUUUCGUAGCGCAGCAGUAUCAGACAUACAAUCGCUUACAGGACAAAGGGGUAAAAAGCGCUUGUUGCGAAGCUCACGCUUUGGCAUUGCAGAACUGGUGCGAUGGUGCCAUGACUGCUUGUACGGUGUCUUUCAUAGCAAUGAUUGGAUGCAAUCCUACGAGAUGCAGGGUACACAUUUCAGCGGCUGAGAUGAUAAAAGAUCAUAUGAUUAAAUAUAAAGGAUUUUCUGAAGAAAAAGCAAACAAAACCGUUUCUGAAUACAUGUCAAAAUUAAUACAAUGCAAUGAUGACACUGCUAAAGAAAUGUUGCGUUGUUUGGAAGAGAUAACCUUGAUUAAAUUGUCUAAGAAAAUGAAGUUGGAUGGAAAAGUGGAUAUGUCAGUAGUCUUAUAUGAAUCACAGACGAUGGUCAAGUUUGCCAUGUUACACAACUUGCCAUUGCCCGAAUCCCAGUUACGGGAAUUCGUAAAGACGAAUUCUUGGUUUAACUUUUUAAUUUUCGGUGAUGUGUUCCGGUACCCUCUUAGUCAAAUGUUACAAAUAUCGCAAGAGUUUGAGAAGAAAUCAUAUGCUGAACAUUUGAAGCAUAUAAUGAUGCAUAGGAGUACGGAGGAUGUUUCUGAAAAGGAUUACAAAUCGAGUACUGCUAACGGACAAAGAAGACUUACAAGACUCAAUUCUUUUGAAGUGAGUCCAGUGAUUAACGGUAGUUUCGACUUUUCGUCAAGUACAUACAUGGGACGCGAGCUGUGGGAGGUAGCCGCUGCUUGUCAUGGCCCUGAAGAUCCACCAGCAGCUUUAUUAAAGGCCGCGGACGUAUGUCGCGAGCCUUUGCUUGUGUUAAUCGCUAGUUGCUAUGAGCCAAACGCGGUGCUGGUAUUUUGGGCUCAGUGGAUUCUCUCAUCGAUAUCUCCAAGCGAUCGUUCUCAAGCCGCGCUACAGCAACUGAUGAGCCAACAACAUGUCGUAGCUGAACAGUUCCAGAAAGUCGCCGAACUGUGUUUGGUUGAGGGAUAUGUAACAACUCUCCACGAAGCCAUGCUAACAUUUAUGCCGGAGAGUCCUCUUACACUAUUCACGUCGUUCCUCCACCGCUGUAUUAAAAAACGUGAUUUCACCAGUGAAACGACAAAGCUACUAUCCAGCUUCCUCCUGCAUACCCAGCGCAAAUACAGUGUCGGUGGAAGCGGAACUCCUUGGCAGUUGUCCAAGGAAUCUCUACAAAGACUAGCAGUUUCUCUAGUCAAAAUUGCUUUGAGCAAAAACUUUGAUAGUGCGUGUCAUCAAAGAGAGUUCCUGAGAUGCUUGGCUGCUAGCCAUUUUGAAAAAGGAUUUUCAGUACCAACGCCAAAUUUCUCAACGUUAUACGAGAUCCUUCAAAUUUCAAUGGAAACAUCACUAGCUAUUAACAUAACAAAAAUGCUUCAAGACGAUUCUCAGCAAUACAUCUUAGAGUGCGUCGAAAUGUACACGGCAAAUAGAAACUAUGACGUAGCUCUUAAAAUAGCUACGCUGACCGGAUUAUCUGUCAACAGCAUUUUAAUAGCCGAAUGGACCCAUAAAUAUGACAAGCUGAUCUCGAAAGAUGAGCCGUUAGAUGACAAAGCUAUUACGUUUUUCAUCGCGGAAUGCAGCGAGUCAUUCAAAAAAGCUUCUGUAAAGUUCAAAGAUGCAACGGAAUUCCUAGUUUCACAUGUCAAUAAUAUUUCGGACACGGUACAGAAGUUUUAUUCAUACAGAAUAAUCAUGAGCUGGUUUAAAGAGAACUUGGAAUAUGGUGCAAGGAGGGAAGAAAUCGAACAUCUCAUGUGGGAGGCCUACUUUAAAAGCGAGACCUCUAAUGCAGUAUUUCUUAAUAGCUAUCAAAGUACCAUGCAUUUUAUUGUCAGCGGCCAAAAGGAUCAGAAUAUAUCAAGCAAAAUUGGCAAAAGAAAUGCGGAAAAACCGUUUACUAUGAUGCUUGAUGAGAUUGAAAUUGAGUCAGAUGUUAGUAAUAUUAACAACGUCGUUUUGUUGGAAGAGCCUGAAGCCGUGGAUAGUUGGAGACGUGUUAUGAACCAGCUCAUAGAGCUGAAGCUGUUGGUAGAUGCUUUCCGUUUGUCAGCCCUGUUUAAAAGUCCUCCGGAGUUCAGAUACAGACCUCCUGCAUGUCCAGUACAGAUCGUAAGGACAUGUUUGAAGCUCGCUGAAGGAUCUUGUUCGCCGUAUGAACUGCCGCAAGAAUUAAGGCUGGUGAUCUCUUCUCCCUUACUGCAGAGUAGAUUGUCAAUAUCAGGAAUAUCAGACGCGAGCUUCGAGGAGUUGGUAGUGAUUCAAGAAAAGCCGGACAAUUCUCCAGAAAGUUCACAUUUGGCUGCUCGCGAGGAAGCUGACAGAUUGUCCGCUCUCGAUGCCUUGGCUGUACGAAGUGGGCUUUCACUUGCCAAGCAGGUUGCCAGCUACUUCCGUAUAGCGUUGCAGAUCGGCCAGGACUACUUAUGGGUCCUUAAGUACCAGAACCGCGCCGUGGACUUCAUCAAUCUAGUGAGCGGACGGGCGCGGAUGUCCCUAGCUAACCUCGUGUUUAAGACCUUCAACAUUCCAAACAAACAGGUUGCCGAAUAUCUGUGCAAAGAAAUGGUGGCCGCCAUAAUUUCACCGCAUUUAGUAAAAACAUCUACAUUUAGACAAAAGGAGCAUUUUCAAUACACAUUAUGGGGAUACGCACUCAACUCAGAUAUUGAAAUGUUUCUGAACAUGCGUCCCGACGCUUGCAGUCAUAUUGGUAGACUGAUUCUAGACCAUCUAAUGGCAUUCCAAAAGAUAUACAAAGCUACAGGUCCCACCAAACUACCUGACAAUCCCCUUGACGACAGCUGUCUUGAUAUAGAAAAUUUGAUAGAUGAAGAAUAUCAGAAUGUGGAAGGUGAUGAAGCCGAAUCAAUUUUGACUGAAGAAGGUACACUCAUGUCGGCCGAAACUGAAUCAGUGUAUUCUGUAUCCACUGUUUAUACGGUUGGAAAUAAAAUGUCACGAGAUUCGAGAAGAAAUUUGUUCGAUGUGAUCAAUAAAAACAACGUUCAUAUUCGGUAUGAGGUCAAGUCUAACAUCAGGAGGAUAACUAAGGGCGCGAAGUUGUCUACCAAACAGGUGAACAUAAUCUGCCUGGAGCUGCUGGUGGUGUCGCACGAGUGCUUCGCGUGCGCGUGCGACACGGAGGGCGUGGCCACGGCGCUGCGCUCGGCGCAGGCGCUGGCGGCGCGCCUGCUGGCCGCGCGCUCGUGGCGCCUCAUGGUGCGCCUGCUCACCGGCCUCGCGCGCUACACCGAGUGCGCCUACGUCUUCCAGGCAUUACGCGAAAACCAUCAAUUUGAAUACUUGUUAGGACAAUUCGACUAUAUGCUCGGCCAACAAAUGGAUAAAAUUGCAGAGUUCAAGCAAGGAUUACUAGAUUUUCUAAAGACACACUGUCCAGGGGACACGGAUACAUACAUAAUGGUCGCCCUACAUUUUAAUAUGUACGCUGAGGCCGCUAGUGUUAAGAGGAAACAAGCACUGAAUUUAAUCGAGGACUUGGAGAAAAUGGCAUUGGAUUCUGCUAAGGCAAUUUCCAAAAGGCCGUUCCAACCACCAGCAUGGUUACAAAUACACGACAACGUACCAACCAGAUCUCUUUUAGAUACCGCCUUAAACCAUUGCACGGAUGCUGCAGAGCUGUAUCUUCAGGGUGGCUGUACUGGAUUUGCGGGUGAAAUGGCGACGCUUGCGCAACAGAUAGCGUUACAGAUAUCACUGCUAAAUGCAUCACCUACUAGGUUGAUAUUGAAUAGAAACACUGAACAGCUGUAUAAACUUGUUAGCGAAUAUUUGAGGAAGGUAGGUACGCUUGCGCAACAGAUAGCGUUACAGAUAUCACUGCUAAAUGCAUCACCGACUAGGUUGAUAUUGAAUAGAAACACUGAACAGCUGUAUAAACUUGUUAGCGAAUAUUUGAGUUUUAUGGAGGGCUUGGUCCUAUUGGCUGGUCGCGGAGGCGAGGCGUGGCGGGAGCUGGCAUACAGACGCACCCUUUCAAAUGACCAGGCGUAUCUCAGGGACAUGGCAGCGUACAGGCCUGAUGUUGCACAUGAUUUUCUUAACAGGUUUAAAGUGGAAAGGAACAAGACAUCGGUGGCUCAAGCGGCUAUGGCAGAGCUUCGUAACUUGUGUAGAUGA